Messenger RNA from Saccostrea cuccullata (small rock oyster), 975 nucleotides. RefSeq names its product mitochondrial calcium uniporter regulator 1-like. The transcript has 7 exons. Bases 41 to 901 code for a protein of 286 amino acids. The record is from RefSeq and is a predicted model, not a curated record. Lineage: Eukaryota; Metazoa; Mollusca; Bivalvia; Ostreida; Ostreidae. Gene Ontology annotation, cellular component: mitochondrion.
UGGUCUGCUACUUUCACUUUUACCUUUGACAUUUGAGAUCAUGGCUGGAAUCAUUACGUAUCGACUUUUACGCGGUUCAAGAUCAGGUAAAGUAAAAAGUUCAGAUAUUUUUAUGUGUUCAGUUUGUUUAAAUAACAAUUAUAGACGAUUUUCUAGUGAGAAUGAAGCAUUAAAAUCUCUAAAGGUAGCGACGGAAGAUAGAGUGCUGGAAAGGAGAAAGCGUAGUGUGUCCUUUGUUUCCAGCAUCUCGAGUGCCCAUAUAUUCACUCGAUAUGAAUUUCAGAGAGCUUACUGCACAAAUAAACCUUCUGAUGUAUCAGAGGUUAGGAAUAUUAACCCACUGGGAAACAUUCAGUCAAAGGUGUAUUAUUUUGACACUUUGGCUGUUGUACAGAAACUUGUGGCAGAAGGCUUUACAGAGAAGCAGGCAAUAGCAAUAAAAGACAUUGUACAGGAAGUCCUCCAUUCCUCCAUAGACCAUCAGACCAAGGUUCUAGUCACUAAGGCACAAAUGGAAAUAACAACCCAACAAAUGAUGAUGCACAUCAACUCGGUUAAAAAAGACAUGGUUAUACUGGAGAAAAGUGAGUUCUCAAUGUUAAGGAGUGAAACAGAGAAGCAGACAAUGGAAAUACAGCAGCUAAAGAAAGCUCUAGAAAAUGAACUGGAUAAGCUGAAGGGACAUGUGAGACUGGACAUUAAUCUCGAGAAAAGCCGAGCAACUGAAGCACAUGCUCAGAAUGAGAAGAACCUUCAGAUGCUCCAUAACAAAAUAGAGACAGAUGUGGCAAAUGUCAGAACAUUAUUUGAAUCCUACAGAAAUGAUGUCAUCAAGUACUCAAUAGGAACUGCUUUGACAGCUGGGGCCACAGUCUUAGCAGUAAUGCGCUUGUUGAUUUGAUGACCAGAUGGUCUCCAUCCUAACAAGAAUUCCAUGGAAAUGCUGGACAAUACCAUUGUACAAACUUAAAAUAA